Nematocida parisii ERTm1 is the source of this 315-nucleotide messenger RNA. RefSeq lists its product as uncharacterized. The coding region runs from base 1 to 315 and encodes 104 amino acids. The record is from RefSeq and is a predicted model, not a curated record. The transcript has a single exon. NCBI's taxonomy places the organism in Eukaryota, Fungi, Microsporidia.
AUGUUACUUAUCCAUUUAUUAUUACACACAUACUCAUAUAUUAUGUUAUUUAUCCAUUUAUUAUUACACAUAUACUCAUAUAUUAUGUUAUUUAUUACACACAUAACUAUCCAUUUAUUAGUACACACAUACUCAUAUAUUAUGCUACUUAGUACACACAUAACUAUAUAUUAUGUUACUUAUCCAUUUAUUAUUACACAUAUACUCAUAUAUUAUGCUACUCAUAUAUUAUGCUACUUAUUACAUACAUAUUCAUAUAUUAUGCUACUCAUAUAUUAUGUUACUUAUUACACACAUACUUAUAUAUUAUGUUAG